Coccinella septempunctata (seven-spotted ladybird) is the source of this 955-nucleotide messenger RNA. It is a transcript of the gene P32, whose product is annotated as complement component 1 Q subcomponent-binding protein, mitochondrial. The coding region runs from base 85 to 894 and encodes 269 amino acids. Gene Ontology annotation, cellular component: mitochondrial matrix. Gene Ontology annotation, biological process: cytosolic ribosome assembly. Lineage: Eukaryota; Metazoa; Arthropoda; Insecta; Coleoptera; Coccinellidae. The transcript is spliced from 5 exons. The record is from RefSeq and is a predicted model, not a curated record.
GUUAGGCCGGCUGCUAGAUAUUCGACGAAACGAAUAUAAAAACUUCUUAAUUUCAGUUAUAUUUUGAUAAAAUAUUCUACCACAAUGAACGUGAAUCACAUUUUCAGAGUUUAUAGAAACAGCAGUAUUUUGAGAACGCUACUGAACAGCUCGAAGCAACUCACAGCCAAUUCCAAUGUGAAUAUGCGCUACCCUCAAAUUACCCGAAAUAUGUGGUGUUUGUCUGGAAAUUCACAUGCACACAAAAAUUCAUUAUUUAAUCAUAGUCUGAAUUGCAAUUGUGGAUGUGGAAAAAGCAAUGCUCAUUCCAAAGCUGAAAAAGAAUUGGUAGAAUUCCUCACUGAAGAAAUAUUGGCAGAAAGGAAAACCCAAAAAACAACCACAAUUCCAUCAGAGCUUGACGGCUUUAAGGCAAAACUCAAUGGAGCUGAAGUGACAUUAGUUAAAGAAAUCAAUGAUGAAACUAUAAAAAUUACUUUCAAUGUCAAUCAUACUGUAGACCAAGAUAUUGAAGAUAUUGACCCUAAUAUGGAUAAACCAGAAUUGGGAGAGUUGAAGUCUAAGCCUGCAUUUAAAGUAGAGAUAUUGAGAGGCAAUACAACUCUUAACCUUGUCUGUUCCUUCUUGAGCCCUGGAGAUGAUGGUGGAGAAUAUAAUGACAUUUUUGGAAUAGACGAGAUCAGCAUAUAUGAAGGUGACUGGAAUGAAAAUGUUUAUGCAGUAUCAGGAGAAGUUGUAGAUUCGUAUUUAUAUGACCUCAUUCUGAACUAUUUGGAGGACAAGGGAAUCACCAAUGAAUUUGUUGAAAAACUUUCUGGAUACAGCACAGCCUUCGAACAUUCAGCAUAUAUUGGAUUAUUGGAAAGUUUGUCCAAAUUUGUUUCAGGAAAAUAGUUUAUUAGUUCUAACCCUUGUAUUGUUACUUUCUCUAUAUCAUAAAUAAAUAAGUUAUUAC